Messenger RNA from Setaria italica (foxtail millet), 3855 nucleotides. Its product is annotated as ABC transporter C family member 3. The coding region runs from base 1 to 3855 and encodes 1284 amino acids. NCBI's taxonomy places the organism in Eukaryota, Viridiplantae, Streptophyta, Magnoliopsida, Poales, Poaceae. Gene Ontology annotation, molecular function: ATP hydrolysis activity; ABC-type transporter activity; ATP binding. The transcript is spliced from 10 exons. The record is from RefSeq and is a predicted model, not a curated record. Gene Ontology annotation, biological process: transmembrane transport. Gene Ontology annotation, cellular component: vacuolar membrane; plant-type vacuole.
AUGAAGGAACCACUAUUGGACCAUGAAUCUUCUUCCUUAUCUGAAGCAAAAAGAAGUAGAUCACUUUUCGCAGAUGUUGGAUUGUUUAGUAAUAUCACUUUUUCUUGGAUGGGUCCUUUACUUGAUCUUGGGAAGAGGAAAACACUAGACCUUAAUGAUGUGCCAUUCUUGGAUGACUGUGACAGUGUCCAUGGAAUCAUCCCUAAGUUUCGUUCAAAGAUUGCCUCGAUUUCUGCUACAGGGCAGUACAAUGAUGUUACAACAGUUAAGCUAGCCAAAGCUCUUGUGCUCACAACAUGGAAACUAAUCAUUGUCACUGCAGUUUAUGCCCUACUCCGUACUGUUACUUCAUAUGUUGGUCCCUAUCUGAUUGAGUACUUUGUUGGCUAUCUAAAUGAAAGCCCACGACCUACUAAAAAGGGAUACCUUAUGGUUUUGGCAUUUGUUGUUGCACAGUUCAUGGAAAGUCUCUCGUCAAGGCAUUUGCUCUUCAGAUCUCAGCAAUUAGGUGUGCGUGUGCGUUCAGCUCUUAUUGCUAUUAUUUACCAAAAGGGUCUUACCCUCUCCAGUCAGUCCAGGCAAAGUAGCUCAAGUGGAGAGCUGAUCAAUGUUGUGAGCCUUGAUGCUGAGCGCGUAGGAGAUUUCAAUUGGUCUAUGCACGAGCUUUGGCUGGUCCCUGUACAAAUUAGUCUUGCAAUGGUUAUCUUAUACUCUACUCUUGGCUUGGCAGCAUUUGCUGCCCUUGGUGCCACACUUUUGACAAUGUUGGCUAAUAUACCUUUGGGGAAGAUUGAGCAAAAUUACCAAGAGAAAACUAUGACUGCUAAGGAUGCUAGAAUGAGCGCUAUGUCUGAGAUAUUACAGAACAUGCACAUUCUCAAGCUUCAAGGUUGGGAAUUGGUUUUCUUCUCCAAGGUAAAAGAGUUGAGGAUGGUUGAGAUGAACUGGAUAAAGAAAUAUGUCUACACCUCGUCAAUGCUUAUAUCUGUCUUUUUUGGUGCUCCUGCAUUUGUUGCUAUGAUCACAUUUGGAACCUGCAUGCUUUUAGGCAUUCCAUUAGAAACAGGGAAAGUAUUAUCUGCUCUGGCAACAAUUAGGCAGUUGCAAGGUCCUAUACACAGUCUUCCGGACACAAUCUCGUCAGUCAUUCAAACAAAAGUAUCACUUGACAGGAUAUGCUCAUUUCUAUGCCUUGAGGAAUUAGCGAGUGAUGCCGUAACUAAGCUUCCAAGUGGUAGCACCGAUAUAUCCAUUGAGGUAAGGAAUGGUCACUUCUCUUGGGAUACAUCUUCUCAGGUGCCUACUCUCCAAGACUUAAACUUUCGUGUACAACAAGGAAUGAGAGUUGCUAUUUGUGGAACUAUUGGAUCUGGUAAAUCAAGCUUACUGUCAUGCAUACUUGGUGAGAUACCAAAGUUAUUUGGAGAGGUUCAAACUUGUGGUCGAAUUGCUUAUGUUAGCCAAUCACCAUGGAUACAAAGUGGGACAAUUGAAGAAAAUAUACUUUUCGGCACACAAAUGAAUAGGGAAAGAUACAAAAAGGUCCUUGAAGCAUGCUCUUUUACAAAUGAUUUGGAUAUAUUGCCUUUGGGUGACCAAACAGUUAUAGGAGAGAGAGGAAUCAACCUAAGUGGUGGACAAAAACAGAGGAUACAAAUUGCCCGUGCUUUGUAUCAAGAUGCUGAUAUCUUUCUAUUUGAUGAUCCAUUUAGUGCGGUUGAUGCUCGUACUGGACUGCACUUAUUCAAGGAGUGCUUGCUAGGAUUUUUAGCUUCAAAAACUGUUGUAUAUGUUACCCAUCAUGUCGAAUUUUUACCUUCAGCUGAUGUUAUCCUGGUUCUGAGAGAUGGAAAAAUAGCACAGUCAGGGGAUUACACUGAAAUUCUUAAAUCUGGAGAAGAGCUCAUGGAAUUAGUUGUAUCCCACAAAGAUGCCUUAUCAACUCUAGACAUGCUGGAGUGCCCUAGUGGCAAUUUUGAUAGUACAUAUCAUCCUGGUGGUAAUGGAAGCACCCUAUUCAUAGCAGGGGAUAAAAAAGAUGAUAACAAUGAAGAAGAAGGAAUUGUUCAAAAUGGUCAACUGGUAGAAGAAGAGAGGGAGAAAGGCCGGGUUGGAUUUAUUGUCUACUGGAAAUAUAUUACGAUGGCAUAUAAUGGAGCACUAGUGCCACUUAUUUUGCUAGCUCAGAUCAUUUUCCAAGUUCUUCAAAUUGGAAGCAAUUUCUGGAUGGCUUGGGCAGCUCCAGUAUCUAAAGAUGUGGAUCCUCCAGUGAGUAGCUUGCUGAUGGUAAAUGUAUAUGUUGCAUUAGCACUUGUUAGCUCAUUGUGCAUCUUCAUACGGUCACAUUUUCUUGUCAUGGCUGGAUGUAAGACUGCUACUAUUCUAUUUGAAAAGAUGCACGAGUGCAUAUUCCGAGCUCCAAUGUCUUUCUUUGACUCCACUCCUAGUGGGCGUAUCUUGAAUAGAGCUUCCACUGAUCAAAGCACGGUGGAUACCAGAAUUUUUGACCUGAUGGGCUAUCUUCUAUUUCCUGCCAUUGAGAUUAUAGGAACAAUUAUUCUAAUGUCACAGAUUGCUUGGCCAGUCAUCGUAAUUUUUAUCCCCAUUAUUGUUGCAUCGCUGUGGUAUCAGCAAUAUUACAUAGAUGCUGCUAGAGAGUUGCAAAGGUUGAUUGGAGUUUGCAGAGCUCCCGUGAUGCAACAUUUUACUGAAUCAAUAGCUGGCUCAAAUAUCAUUAGAUGCUUUCAAAAGGAAAGACAAUUUAUCAGUUCUAUUGGACAUUUGAUGGAUAAUUUAUCUCGACCAAGUUUAUAUAAUGCUGCUGCGAUGGAAUGGCUGUGCUUUCGCUUGGAUAUUCUUUCAUCCUUCAUUUUUUCCUUCACAUUGAUACUUCUGGUCUCCUCGUCAACAGCUCUAAUCGACCCAAAGACUGCUGGUCUUGCAGUCACUUAUGGACUAAGUCUCAAUAUGCUACAAGGGUGGGCUAUUGCUGUCCUCUGCAGUUUGGAAAAUCGAAUGAUAUCUGUGGAAAGAAUGUUGCAGUAUAUGAACAUUCCUUCUGAACCACCACUUACAAUAUCAGAAAGUAGACCAAAUUGCCAGUGGCCAACAAAGGGUGAAAUUGAGCUUCGUAACCUCCACGUACGGUAUGCACCACAAUUGCCUUUUGUUUUGAAAGGUCUGACAUGCACCUUACCAGGAGGAAAGAAGACAGGUAUUGUUGGAAGAACAGGUGGUGGCAAGUCAACCUUGAUUCAAGCAUUGUUCCGCAUUGUGGAGCCAUGUAUUGGGCAAGUGUUGAUAGAUGGCAUUGACAUCUGCACCAUUGGACUGCAUGACCUCCGGACAAGAUUGAGCAUCAUUCCACAAGAUCCUGUUAUGUUUGAGGGGACCCUGCGAAGCAAUAUUGACCCUCUGGGGGAGUAUAGUGAUGAGCAAAUCUGGGAGGCAUUGGAUUCCUGUCAUCUUGGGGAUGAAGUUAGAAAGAACGAGCUUAAGCUUGACUGGACAGUGCGCGGAAAUGGCAAAAACUGGAGCGCAGGUCAGCGUCAACUUGUCUGUUUGGGAAGGGUGAUUUUAAAAAGGAGAAAGAUCUUAGUUUUGGAUGAAGCAACUUCUUCUGUGGAUCCAAUAACAGACAAUUUGAUUCAAAAAACCUUAAAACAUCAAUUUCCCGAAUGCGCAGUGAUUACAAUAGCGCAUCGUAUUACAUCAGUUCUUGAUAGUGACAAAGUCUUGCUUCUCGACAACGGUGCUAUUGCAGAGUAUGACGAACCAGCAAAACUGCUAGAGGACAGCGCAUCCUUAUUUUCCAAACUCGUAUCUGAGUAUACCAUGGGAUCAGAUUAUAAGUAG